Dendrobium catenatum is the source of this 954-nucleotide messenger RNA. RefSeq lists its product as uncharacterized. The transcript is spliced from 6 exons. The record is from RefSeq and is a predicted model, not a curated record. Bases 275 to 709 code for a protein of 144 amino acids. NCBI's taxonomy places the organism in Eukaryota, Viridiplantae, Streptophyta, Magnoliopsida, Asparagales, Orchidaceae.
CUAUCUUGCAAAUCCCCGCCCCAUAAUUGUCUAAACCUUCGACGCGCACAGGAGCGAGGAAGUCGCGACGGGAGCUCGCCGGAGAAGGCAUCGACGGGAACAACUGCGUGCGAAGAAGAAGAGUUCGUGAAGGUUGACUGUUAAAGUUAUAGCCACCCAGCGGGAUUUACUAAAUCCGGGAUUCAAGGCAAAACGGAGGAGAAACGGGAUUCAAGAUUCUAUUAAAUCCGACUACCAAACAGCCCAUUAGUUUUCAGAGAGAGGAGAUUUUCCGAUGAGUCAAGCUGCCGAAAAACCAGUCAUGGGGAAACCUGAUGCUCCUCCAUCCAGAUGCCCUCACUGCGCUGGACCUCUCUCCAAGGACUUGGAAGCGAGUAGUUGGACCGUCGGACCACUAGUCCGAGAUAGCUUCUCCAUGAUUGGCAGUGCCGUGGGAGGUACCGCAAGUGCUUUUUAUGGAUUUAACCAUGUUAUGCCUGUGGUCAGCAGAUGGGUGAAGGGUCCCAUGUGGAUACAAUUUCUUGUUGGGGCUCCACCUGUGAUAGUAUUCUCCUCUGCCUGUGCUGGACUUGCAGGUGGUGCUGUACCAGCUCUGGCGCAGUUGGUUUCUUCAUCAUGUCAUUCAUCAAUGUCCUCUUCCAGAUUUUCUCGUAGUACAUCUUCCCAGGAUGACAAUAUGCAAAAAUCCAGAAGUUCUUCUACUCUCUAAUUUUAUUCAUCAUUUCCUUCAUUUGAGAGGUGAAACAGAUCACGAUCACUAUGAUUCCUUCUGUUUUCCCUUGAAACCUCUCAGUACUCGUAAUAUCUUUUGGUUGCAUAGUAUUAUCUGGUUAUAAUGUUUGCAAUGUUAUUAUUAUUUUUUGUUUUCUUAUUUGUCUUCACCCUUUCCUUCUUUGUGUCUUUGUAAAUGAACUUCUCUCAGUCAAAUACAAAUGGUAUUAUGAUACUGAAUCU